UAGGUAAAAUGGCAUUAAUUGACCAUUACGAGGAAAAAAAGUAGACAUCAAUCAUUCGAUUAAGAAACACUCUUAACAUCUGAUCCAUUGAAUUACAACAUCUGAUACAGUAAAAACUCGAGUACACGCACAAGUGGAUGCAGUGGGAGUAGCGGUGUGGUGGCACCGUGGCAUUAUUGGAUAUGUAGGAGGCCCCAAAAAAACAUUGUAAGGCAAAAGUUAGAGAUAAGGCCAAUUUGUAUCACAUGUUUUUAAUUCCAUUUAGGCAAAUGAUGAGGCGGCGGCCCCGUCCGUGUCCUGCCUCCCUGUUUACCCUCCGCUGUAAGCCUGUAACUUUGAUUUUGACUCCCCCAUUUUAGUGGGAAAAUGGAAAAAUCGGCGUGAUGGAAGGAAUAAAAAAACUAAGCCACGUCAAAACCCCAGCUAGAUGGGGGAGUGAUUCCGUUUCCCGCUCCGCUCUUCACCCUUCUUCACCCCCAUCAUCACUUCAUCUCACGCUAUAAAUACCCUCGCAUUCCCGUUUCCUCUCUUUUCAUCUCUCUCCUCCACGCCCUCGACGCCGCUACCCUCCCGCCAAAUUCUACUGCUCUUCCAGACUUAUAACUUCAUCACAUACCUGCUGACUUCCUCUUCCCAUCACUCUUAUAGCUACUCUUUUCUUUAUUCAUCUUCGGUUGAUGCAGCUAAGAAAACUGAGAGUCCUCCGUCCGAUCUGAGGUCAUCUUGGACGGCUUCGAUGUUAGGCUGCGUCAGGAAGAGUAUGGGCAGUGACUUUGUGAUGCCGAUACGACCGGCGGUGAAGUUCUCCGAGCAUGUGGUCACCACAAGUAAGCAUAUGCAGGAGCUGGAGUCUGUGAGCGCCUCUGAGUGUCUUUCGGGGAGGAGGAGAGUGCGGCACAGAGUUGUGAGGAUUAUUCAUACCGACGGCGACGCUACAGACUCAUCCAGUGACGAUGAAGUGGAAUUGGUGCAGAGAGUGAAGCGACACGUCACAGAGAUCAGCCUCCAACCUUCAGUGGAGUCGCCACAAAAGGAGCCGACCAAGAAGAGAGUGUUGAGACUGCCGGAGUCGGAAAGCACUCGCCGGAAAAAAUUCAGAGGCGUGCGUCAGAGGCCCUGGGGAAGGUGGGCGGCGGAGAUCCGGGACCCGACCCGCCGGAAAAGGUUGUGGUUGGGGACGUACGACACGCCGGAGGAAGCGGCCAGGGUAUACGACAAGGCCGCCGUCAGUUUAAAAGGCCCCAACGCCGUUACCAACUUUCCCUCCGUCGUCAAAACGGAAUCCGUUGCUACUGCUGGUCAAAGUCAAUCAGAGACCUGCAGUUUACCCAGCGUCACCGCCUCCUCGCCCACCUCAGUCCUCCGUUACAACGAGGAAGCGCCUUUCAACGGAUUCGGGUACUGCGACGUCGACGCCUUCGGGUUUGAUUUCGACGUGCCGUUAACUUUGCCGGACAUAUUUUCAAAUAAGCACUUAGAGGAGGACGAAUUCGGGGAGUUUGACCCCGACGAUUUCUUAGUGUUUGAGACCUCUCUACCCCUCCUCCAUUCCAACAAGAGUGAUGAAGGCGAGUGCAGGGUGGGAGGGUUAUAAUUGUAAAAUGACAGAAAGGCGAUUUUGUUCGGUCUAAUACUUAUUCUUGAUUCUUGUAUUUGUAAUUUAGUGGUGUUGUAAUUGUAGCUUAAGUGGAUGAUGAGAGUCUACUAGAUUUUUAAGGUAAGGUGGGCUUAAUGCCUAAUGGUGAGUGGAGGGAUGUGAGCGUUUCUUGUAAAGCACGCCAGGCGUUGAAAAAUGAGAAGAUUUUUAUUUCAAUACAUAUAGAAAUAAACUAUGAUGCAA
Messenger RNA from Vitis vinifera (wine grape), 1840 nucleotides. RefSeq names its product pathogenesis-related genes transcriptional activator PTI6. The transcript has a single exon. Bases 737 to 1594 code for a protein of 285 amino acids. Gene Ontology annotation, biological process: regulation of DNA-templated transcription. The record is from RefSeq and is a predicted model, not a curated record. Lineage: Eukaryota; Viridiplantae; Streptophyta; Magnoliopsida; Vitales; Vitaceae. Gene Ontology annotation, molecular function: DNA binding; DNA-binding transcription factor activity.